AUGGAAAACAAUGGCUUUGAUUAUAAUGCGCUCAAAGGUAUCAAUCCAAAAUUCUCAAUGUCACAGACUUCGGACCCGUCAACGACAAAAGUCAAGCCGAAGACGUUCUCAAUGACGCAGGGUAAGCCACUUGCACAGAACCCGAAAAUCAGCUCGACACACAACGCAAAUUCCUUCAAGUUUGCCCUAUUCAAGAGACCUGAAGCCUUGACCAUUCCCGACGCGUCGCGACGAUCCGUGUUUUCUUUUCAAGCGCCACAGGCUGAAGGUUCAUCUCAGAGUCGCCUAUCGGCACCACUAUUUCUUUCAGAUGUCCAAGAAGCAUUGAAGGCUCCGGUCAAUAUCCUGCAGGAUCGCGACGUCGGACAGGGGGAGGCACAAGCAUCGCAUAAAUCGCCGCCAAAUCAUCCUUCACCUACCGCCUCACACAGAGAAAUAGAAUUUUCGCCAGAAUAUAGCCGGGAAAACGACAGGACCGCAUCUUUGACCUCGAUUCCAGGCGAGUCAAAUCACAAAACUAGUCGUCGACAAUCACCCGCCUUAUCUGGAGCGCAUACAUCUUCUUUGCCUCCGCCUUCACGCCCCAGCUCGCGGUCUCAAUUAGUUUUUCCGCUAUCAAAAAAUGAAUUAGGUUUCAAUUCGAUUCCAGAUACGUCUCUCAAACCACAACAAACUCCUCCCAUUGCGAAAAGGGAUGUAAAGCGAGCGUUUAGCGAUCUCCUUGAGCAUAACCACCGAUACGAGGCUUUUUUUGCGGAAUCGAUCGCACUGCAAACACAAAAUGAGUAUUUAUCUCGAAUGCGCAGUGCGGCGACGAAGGAUCUCAAGUCUGCGCGUGAAGAGCUUUCCGCUACAGCAGCGCAAUUGGCAUCUGCUAGGUCGGAGCACGCCGCCGCUCUCCCAUUGUUGAAAUCAACGGAGAAUGAAUUAAGCACCGCCAAGUCUGAUCUCGCCUUAACACGCUCGAAUCUUGCGGAUGCCGUCGCCGAAAUUUCGACCCUCAAAACCUCUUUGGAGCAAAUGUCGCAUGCUUAUGAGCAGGAAAAGUUGGGGAAGGAAGUGGCUGAAAAGAGGCUCGUCACGGCAAAGCAAAGUCUGGCGACUCUGAGAAAAUCACUUCAUUCCUCCUUCGUCGCUCUUGGAAAGUCUCACGAGGCUUCGGAAGCUUCGCUUUCACAAGCUGUCGCUGAGGUGACUGAAAUUAAGCGGUCUGUGGCGGAUGCCUUGACCAGUGUUAGACCCCUCCUUGAAGUAGGCGGUGGCUUCUCCCGCGUAUCUGAGAUGAGAGAUACCAUUCAAGAACUCCAGAGAGAGUUGGGCUCAUCCCAGCGCGUGACUGAUCUCCUCCGCGACAAGCUUCACCACCUAUCUUCCCAGCUCGCGGAUGCGCAAGCACGGAUCAAAGAUUUCGAAGAUACGGAGCGCGGGACGCUGAGUGUUCUUUGCGAUCGCUUGGACGAUAAGCGGAGCUUGGAAGUUUUGUGCAGUGUCGUAUCGUCUCAAGAAGUCAUCAACGCCAAGGACAAGGAGAUUAUCGGUUUAAAGGCAGAGGUCAAGGCUCUCGGCGAGUCGAAGGCUGAGUUGAGAGCACUGGUUGCGGAGGCUAAGAAAGCGGUCGCGGAGAAAGACCGCGAUCUCAGAGCUAGGGAUUCACAUACCUUGGUUAAGCAAAAAGUCGAGGGCCUGAACUCGCAGGUCGUUUCUGCAGAGGCAUCGUUGAAAGUAACAAGGGAAUGGCUCGCACUAGCUCAAUCCGAGGCUCGUGAGCGUAAAGAGGAAAGCGACAUUCUGAAGACAAAGGUUGAGAGCCUUGAAGUCGCUCGUGCCGAAUGGGAGGGUCUGAAUUCCAAGUUACAAGCACAGAUUCAAGAGCUUAGUACAGGAGAGGCACUGGCUGUACGGACGACCCAACUAGUUCAAGCUGAGAUCAAGCGGGUCACAGCGGAAGUCAAGAAGGCCAGCGAGGAAGCGAGUAAAACUAUCGAAUCGCUUCGUCAAGCGAAUCGUCGGUUGGAGGUCGACAAUAGCUUGUACUUAACCGAUUGGAUGAACAAAAUACGGCUCUGGUCUCAGCGAAUGACCUCAACAACGCACUCCAGGUGA
This is a messenger RNA of Laccaria bicolor S238N-H82, 2103 nucleotides long. RefSeq lists its product as uncharacterized. The record is from RefSeq and is a predicted model, not a curated record. The transcript is spliced from 14 exons. Lineage: Eukaryota; Fungi; Basidiomycota; Agaricomycetes; Agaricales; Hydnangiaceae. The coding region runs from base 1 to 2103 and encodes 700 amino acids.